UAAGUACAUCCCCACUCCAAGACUUGUUCCUCACGUCACUCUCUCUCACAUAAAGAUGGCCUUCUUUUUCUGUUUUCUCUUCUUUUUCCUUUCUUCCUUUGCUGCUGCUUGCGAUCGAUGUGUGCAUCAAACCAAGGCCGCUUAUUUCUCCUCCUCUGCUCCUCUCUCCUCUGGGGCUUGCGGGUAUGGUUCCCUGGCUCUGAGUUUUAACGCCGGAUACCUUGCAGCUGGUGUUUCUUCGCUUUAUAGAGAUGGAGUUGGUUGUGGGGCGUGCUUUCAGAUAAGGUGCAAGAACGAGACCCUCUGCAACGGAGGAGGGACUAAAGUGAUCUUGACCGAUCUUAAUCGAAACAACCAAACGGAUUUGGUUCUCAGUAGCAGAGCUUUUUCGGCGAUGGCACAUCAGGGUAUGGCUAGGGACAUUUUAAAGCUCGGGAUUCUUGACGUAGAGUACAAGAGGAUACCUUGUGAUUAUAAAAAGCAAAAAUUGUCAGUAAGAGUGGAAGAGACGAGCCAAAGGCCACACUAUUUAGCAAUAAAGUUGCUAUAUCAAGGUGGCCAGACCGACAUUGUUGCGGUUGAUGUAGCUCAGGUGGGUUCUUCAAAUUGGCGUUACAUGAGCAGGAAGUAUGGGACAGUUUGGGAUACAAGUCGGGUGCCAAUGGGGGCAUUGCAGUUUCGGCUAGUGGUGACGGGAGGGUUUGACGGCAAAUGGGUCUGGGCACCAAAAGUGCUUCCUGCUGACUGGAGGCCUGGGAUGACUUACGAUUCUGGAAUUCAAAUCACUGAUAUUGCCCAGGAGGGUUGUUCGCCUUGCAAUGAUCAACACUGGAGCUGAAUAUACUGGUUGGUAUGCCAAAGAAGGAAGGGCCAGGGGUAAAAAGUAUAGUAUGUGCAUAUGCUUCUAAUGGUUACUUGUUUAUUUCAUUCGUUGAAUUAAAUCAUGUAAAGAAACCUCCACAUAACAAUGCCUUUUUUGUUCUUAGCUUCGGACCAGUGUGGUAGUGCACUGAAACAUGUUAAUUAAUGUUUCUUUAAUUUAU
This is a messenger RNA of Nelumbo nucifera (sacred lotus), 1043 nucleotides long. Its product is annotated as expansin-like A2. The record is from RefSeq and is a predicted model, not a curated record. Gene Ontology annotation, cellular component: extracellular region. Gene Ontology annotation, biological process: sexual reproduction. Lineage: Eukaryota; Viridiplantae; Streptophyta; Magnoliopsida; Proteales; Nelumbonaceae.